ACUGACUUGUGUCAGUGUCGCCAUCUUCUGGAAAAUAAAACACUGCAACAUUUUCCCCCGUCAUGUUUUUAUGUAGACUUGGGUAUAUGUAAAGUGUACGCUUAUGGGCUCACAGUCAGUAGUAAAAUGGAAAAAAUAAAUGUAGGCUUUAAGUUUCGGGAAGCCUCGGGCGACCUACUCUCUGAUUUUCUAAUUAAUCUAAACGAAAGAAACAAAGACAACCUCAAUAAUUUGUCAACGUGUAAUGGAGUCUUCAAAGACAAAAGAGUGGUUGAGUACGUCUUUCUGAUAACCAGAGAACUAGGACUCGACCCUCAAGUUGGAUACCAUGCUGUGGAAUUACUUCAAAGAUUCAUGGUAAAACACCUGAUGGAUUUGUCCACUGCUCACUCUGCAGCCACUAGGUCAAAAGGGUCAAAAAAGUCUAAAAAUGCAUUUGAAAAGGUCCAGAACAAAUUUCCCAUCAUCAUUUUCUCCUGUGUGCAACUUGCCAGCAAAGUGUCACUGUUCAGUAAUGUAAUCAACAACAGGAUGGCCGUGCAGUUUCUGCACUCAGUCGGCCACAGUGUUUCCACCAAGAUUCUUUUUGAAACGGAGAUGAUGAUCUUGAAAGGACUUGAAUACAGACUAAAUUUUCCUAAUCCUCUGAUCUAUGUGGAAAUACUACUGGAGGUCCUCGCACACAACAAGCCCUCCAUCCCUGUGGAGGACCUCUACGACCUUUGCCACCACAUUCUCCAGUUUGUCAGCCUCCAGAGGACUCCCAUCUUUGACACAUUGUUGAAGGCCACCACUCAGUGUGUCAGUCCCACCACGGAACAGAGAGAGGAGUUUGUGGCAGUGACCGAAGACAACAUGUUACUGGGCGUCACUGUCAUCACUGUGGCUACUUUCGUCCAAUGUGUCAAUAAAUUGAAGCAGGUUGUGGGAGAACUGAGCCUCAUCACAGGAAUCUCUAAGAAGAGCAUCAGUGAUUUCGCUCACGUGAUACUGAUGCAUAUCCUCGGAUCCACUUUCUCUGGAACAUGAGCUUGAAUUUGAAGAAGGUACACUGCACCAUGUCGUCUCCAUCAGAGGUGGAGUUUGGUCUUAGUUCUAGAUGUUAGUUCAAUGUUCAGUUGCAUUCAUUAGAAAGAUGUUUCUAAUGAAUGAAAAACAAAAGUGUACUUAAAGAGAGAAUGUUGUCAAAGUUGACAGUUGUUCUGUUUGUGAACGACUGGCGUGUGUUUACCUUAUUUUGAUUGUUCUUUAAUUCUAAUUCUUUACGGACCUUUAUAUUCUUGGUCCAUUCUGAUUUUUGACCUUUGAGCAAUUGUAAUAUCAUUAUCAUAUCAAUAUCAUUAAACACAAACACUGAA
Molecule: messenger RNA, 1358 nt
Organism: Cynoglossus semilaevis (tongue sole)
Lineage: Eukaryota; Metazoa; Chordata; Actinopteri; Pleuronectiformes; Cynoglossidae
Gene: cntd1
Product: cyclin N-terminal domain containing 1
Exons: 7
Coding region: 127-1029 (300 amino acids)
Biological process (GO): reciprocal meiotic recombination
Cellular component (GO): site of double-strand break
Source: RefSeq, a predicted model, not a curated record